Molecule: messenger RNA, 3371 nt
Organism: Bombus terrestris (buff-tailed bumblebee)
Lineage: Eukaryota; Metazoa; Arthropoda; Insecta; Hymenoptera; Apidae
Gene: Nadsyn
Product: glutamine-dependent NAD(+) synthetase
Exons: 12
Coding region: 445-2664 (739 amino acids)
Biological process (GO): NAD+ biosynthetic process
Cellular component (GO): cytoplasm
Molecular function (GO): glutaminase activity; ATP binding; NAD+ synthase (glutamine-hydrolyzing) activity
Source: RefSeq, a predicted model, not a curated record
UAAUCUGUGUUAAAAACAAAGUUAUCAAUAAAAGCAUAACGUAUCAAAAAGCGUUACGCAAAAAGACUUUCAAAAACUGAUAUAUUUAUGAAGUUUUCCAUUGAAUGAAAUCCGAUAGUAAGAUAUAUUUCCUACAAGCGGUAUAUAACUUUAAAAGCGAUGAAUUGUUCCAAUGGAAAUAAAUAUUACGUUACGAAUGUCGAUAAUAUUUUGUGAGGUUAUGUUUUUGUUAAAUCGAAAAUUUUUCAAUUUCUGGUAAAAAAACACGUGGAAGAAACAGCAAUCCCGCGCAUGCCAUUUAAAUAAUGUGCGACUAAUAUCGUAUUUAAAUACAGUCUUAAACAAUCGUCACUUUUUUCCUAUUUGGAUCAACGGAAAAUCAUAGUCCCUGUUAUAACCAUCGCUUUGUUUGAAAUUUUGGAAGAAAAGAAGAAUUUUUUAAAGAUGGGUCGUACAGUGACGGUAGCAGUUUGUUCGCUGAAUCAGUGGGCAUUGGAUUUCGAUGGGAAUUCCAGGAGAAUCUUGCAAUCUAUUCAAGAGGCUAAAGAUGCUGGCGCUACUUAUAGAAGCGGACCGGAGCUAGAAAUUUCUGGUUACAGUUGCGAGGAUCAUUUCUACGAGUCAGAUACAUUGCUUCACAGCUGGGAAGUACUCGCGACGAUUCUUAAAUCACCGGCGGCCGAGGACAUGCUGGUAGAUGUUGGUAUGCCGGUCAUGCACAAGAAUGUGACGUACAACUGCAGAGUGGCAUUUCUGAAUCGACGAAUUUUGCUUAUCAGACCCAAGAUGCAAUUGUGCGAGGACGGCAAUUAUAGAGAAUCCAGGUGGUUCUCGCCGUGGACCAAGGAACGCACGGUGGAGGACUACUUUCUGCCUAGAAUGAUAUCUCAGAUCACUAACCAGACAGUGGUGCCGUUUGGCGAUGCUGUUAUUUCAACCAGGGACACGUGCGUAGGUUUCGAAAUUUGCGAAGAACUCUGGAGCCCGAUGAGCAAUCAUAUUCCAAUGUGUUUGGAUGGUGUUGAAAUUAUCGCAAAUGGUAGUGGAUCAUAUUUCGAACUACGGAAAGCUUACGUCACCGUAGACUUAGUUAAGUCGGCUACAUUCAAAUCAGGUGGAUGUUACAUGUUCAGUAACUUGAGAGGAUGUGAUGGUUCUAGAUUAUACUUCAGUGGUGGAUCUUCUAUUACUUUGAAUGGUCAGAUCUUGAACCGUGGUAAGCAGUUUGCAUUGGAUGAAGUGGAAGUCAUUGUGGCAACUUUUGAUCUCGAGGAUAUAAGGAGCUAUAGAAAUAACAUUAGGUCAAGGUCUCAUUUAGCUGCCAGACAACCAAGCUAUCCACGCAUAAAGGUGGAUUUUGCUCUAACUUCCGAUAUUUUGAUUUCAAUUCCUCCAGAUCGACCGAUCGAUGUGGACUUAGGUCCUUAUGAAGAUGAAAACGCAACAGGAAAACUUGUUUAUCAUAUACCAGAUGAAGAAAUUUCGUUGGCCCCUGCAUGCUGGCUCUGGGACUAUCUAAGGCGCUCUUGCCAAGGUGGAUUUUUCUUACCCUUGAGUGGUGGUGUCGAUUCUGCGUCAUCAGCGUGCAUGGUUUAUUCCAUGUGUGAUAUGAUCGUGGAUUCGGUUAACAAAGGAGAUGCACAGGUAUUGUCAGACAUCAGGAAAAUAGUCGGAGACUGUGAAUAUGUACCGACUGAUCCAAAACAGCUGUGCAACACCCUUCUUGUCACAUGCUAUAUGGGUACUGAAAAUUCAUCAGCCGAAACAAAGGCGCGAGCAGCUGAACUCGCUAAUCAGAUUGGCUCUUAUCAUCACAGUAUAGUAAUCGAUGUUGCUGUGUCUGCCAUUCUAACGAUUUUCCAACAAGUCACUAAGCUGACACCGAGGUUUAAGGUGCAAGGAGGGUCUCCUAGAGAAAAUUUAGCUCUGCAGAAUAUCCAGGCACGCUUGAGAAUGGUGAUAGCUUAUUUGUUUGCCCAAUUGAUGCUUUGGGUCAGAGGACGACCGGGUGGUCUUCUGGUAUUAGGGAGCAGUAACGUUGAUGAAGCGCUUCGUGGGUAUUUUACCAAAUAUGAUUGCAGCAGUGCCGAUAUCAAUCCUAUCGGUGGAAUUGCAAAAAACGACUUAAAGUCAUUCCUUUCUUACUUUAGGAGAAAACAUGGAAUAACUGCUUUAGAUAAAAUCUUAGACGCUCCUGCUACCGCAGAAUUGGAACCUCUUCAAGGAGGACAGCUUGCGCAGCUUGAUGAGAUCGAUAUGGGUAUGACGUACAAGGAGCUUGGUAUUUUUGGACGUUUAAGAAAACAGGAUUGUGCAGGUCCCUUCACAAUGUUCUGCAGACUCGUCCACAUGUGGGAUAAAUGUACCUCAAAAGAAGUGGCAGAUAAAGUGAAACACUUUUAUAGAUGUUAUGCUAUAAAUCGUCAUAAAAUGACUAUCUUGACACCAUCUUGUCACGCCGAGACUUACAGUCCCGACGACAAUAGAUUCGAUCAUCGACCUUUCUUGUACAAUCAUACGUGGAAAUGGCAGUUUAACGCAAUCGACGAACAGGUGAAAGGUCUUCUCAACGAGGAGAAAUCACCGAGAGGUCGAAAGGACGUGCCGAAAGUACCUGCGAAGCCCAGAUUCAUGCCGUUCAGCUCCGUAAUCAGUAGUGAGUAAAUAAAAAAAAGACAAGUGUACGAUAUCGCUGAUGAAGCUCGAGUCGUGGAGGAGACGAAAGCACCGUGAAAUCGUUUCUAAGAGAUCGAUUUCCUUGCUUGUUUACCGAGCUAAACAGCGUUAAUCGACGAAUAAACACCGAUCUCGCAGAGUCGAAGUCGAGCAGGCCGCCGACAAACGACCAUCCAGUAAUUUUGACCCACCGUGUGCAUACUCGUUCGUUGCAUCUCUACCGAGGAAUCAUCACACACCGGCAUCAUUCUCUGUUGCAGAUAAAACACAUCCUGGAGUAGUAGUUUAACCGUAGCAGUAUCUCUGUCUCUUAUCAUUUUGAUAUUGCAGCCUUGCGAGAGCAUCGAAACGCAAGUUUGGUAGCUGACCAUUUGUGCGUCCGACCAGUUCCUUGUAUCAUCGGCUCUGUUUCUUCUGUUAGAGAUUCCUCCACGAAGAAUCUUUGGUUACGCUUUGCUAUGAAGAGAUUGGUGAACGGAAAGAUUGCAUGACUCAUAGGUUGUAUUAUAUUAAUGCAACUAAUGGACAGAAAUACAAAUAAUUAAAGAUAUGCAAAUUCCACAUAUAUACAUAUAUUUAUAUAAAUUGUAUGUAAUUAGUUCUUAAUACCUAUGAUCAUCCUCUUCAGACGUUCCAUAUAUAAGGUAUCAAAAAUAAACAUAGUUGCAGAAAUAAAUUGACACGUGUGCAUAUAA